UAAACCCUUGUUUGUUCACUUAGUGAUUAUUAACUUAGCGACAAAGCACGCCAAGGUCACUUCUGUUCAAAAUGGACACUUUCGCCUAAUGGAUGGAUGGAUGGAUUAAUUUUCUUUACAAGUUGCUCGUUCACCGAGCCAGCUUUACAUAGUCCAGGAUCACACAUCUUGGUGUGUUUGAUGAGUAUAUGACUCUUAACGGGACAGUAAAGUGUAAGGUGUAAAGGGUAAAGUAUCCUGAAUGCCUCGGAGCAGCGCGCGUGACCUGGGCUCCGUCCCAAACAGCACAGUAAAUAUAUGUGGCAGCCUGCUAUUUCCACAUGCGGUUUGGGGCAUUGCCCGUGUCACACGGCUAUUACCAGCAGAGCACUAUUUGACAAGGAAGAUGGUUUGGACGUAGCUACAGUCACACGGCUCUCCGCAUAAAAUCGGUGCUCUAUUUUCACGUGAUUUAAUCAGGAGUGUGCGAUUUGGGACGGAUCCAGUUGCAUAGAUCUUUGAUGAAGGCUGCUUUGAUGGAUCAGCAAAACAUGGCGAGUUUGAGGGUGAACUCGGGCUCCCAAAGAUUUAGACAGUACCCACGGGAGUUGUCUGGGGAGUACUCCAACAAUGAUCUGGAUAAUAAAGACACGUUUAAAUCUGUGGAUAUGGAACAUAAGUCCUUAAGAGCAACAGGGAGUAUUAAAGUGACCUCAGCAGUUUCUGAAGAUAAAAUCCCCACAGUGUUGGCUCUUCAGCUCGCUAUCGCAGAAGGUCCGGACCGGCUUCCUGCUGACAAGGACACACAGGAAGUUCUGUGUGGGAAGCUGCGUGUGCUGGAGACUGACCUCAGCAAUAUUUCAUCCUUGAUCUCUGAAUUCUCUGCUCAUCUGGUGUCCAUCAACAGUGAGGAAAGGACCAUUUUUAUCACUUUUAAAUCAUUUGAAGAAAUAUGGAAGUUCACCACGUACUACAGAAUGGGUUUCCUGCAUCAGUGUUUGGGGAACCUUCUUUUGGACCAAGUGUUCUGGCUGAAUGUUUUAGACCUGGAGGACGUAGGAAUUGAGGUCUCAAUUAAAGAGGAGGCUCUUAAUCAGAUGUACAAAGGUUUUCUGAUGCAAGAAGGCUCAUUUUUUGGGAGUUGCACAGUGAAUCAGAUGUUUGACAGCUCCACAUCAGGCAGUGAUCUUUAUCUUGAGAAGGGUGAUAUUGCUCUGUUUGAGCCUCCAUUCCUGGGCUCAGGUUGGACUGUGCUAUCCUUGGCAGAUGGAUCAAGAGGGACUAAAGCACGGCCAUUACUGGAACCUGUCAUUCCAUUUCAUGAGUGGUUUUUGAAGUCCUGUCCUGAGUGGGUUUUGGUAGGCAGUGGAAAAACAUGCUGUGAUCUCCAGUUUCAAAUUGCUGUAGGUAUCUGUGAGGCUACAGAGGUAUAUGAUGGUAAUGGACCCGAUGAGCUCAGUUUUGAGGCUGGUGAUCGCAUCAUCAUCAAGGGCCUACUGGUGACCUGUUUUGAGUGGUUCAUGGGCAAGCUGGAGAGAACUGGUGAUAUGGGACUUGUCAAAACCAGCCUUGUAAAAGCAACUGAUUCUCUUUGUGAAUCUGAUGAAAUCUUUAUUAAACAAGAAGACAGAAAAAUUUUCAACUUGGACCAAGAGAAGAUUAAAAAGGAGGCUAUUGCUUUUUUAAAGAAAACCUGCCAAAGCAAUGUUGCUACAGUCUACAAACUUGAUUCAGCAAAUCCAAGAUCAAUUCAAAAUGGACCCACCGACAGUGAAUAUGUAUGCAUGAAAAGAAAUAUUGCCAAUAUUUUGAGUGAAUUAAGGGAACAACUUCAAAAUGAACAGACAGAAGACAGUGUGAAACUCCAACCAGAUGACGAUGAGUCCUUAGGAUCCACAGAGUCACCCCAUGAAAUCCCACACUUUACUGUAUGUUCAGAGCAGGAUGAUACCAGUCCAGAUGGAUACCAUUCCCUCCUGUCAUUCCUAGGCUGCCGUGAUCACCGGCCUGCGUUCCAGCUUCUCUAUGCCGCCUACCCAGAAUUCAUCCUGUUGCAUUUCCAGGGCCACAAUGAUGAGGACGAGCUGGUAGCGUAUUUAGGUGUUGCUCGGGAAACUGCAAGAAAAAAGCGGCUGUCAUGGGCACAGAGCAGAAUCUGUUUCCUCUUGGGACAGCUUUGUGCAUCAAGGUCAAAGUUCUCCCAGGCACGCGUCUAUUAUGAGGAAGCCUUAAGCGUACCCAGAGACUAUUUCACAGACAUGUACUUUCUGUCAGCCAUCUACUCUAAUCUGGCCCUUAUCUAUCUCACACAAAAAAAUGCAGAGAAGUAUCUCACUCUGUCUGAACGUUUUGCUGGUUUAUUGAUGGCAGGCUGUGACUAUUUAUCUGGCACAGAAGAUCCAGAGGUGUUGAAGUUUGCACUGAAAAAAGCAGUUCUGUCUCAGAAUACACCCGCAGAAGCCCGGGUCUGUUUCCUGCUAGCAAAGUUUUAUCUGAAGCUUGGAGAAGGGAUGAGUGCUGUUCCUUUCAUUGAACGGCUACAGAUUUUGGCUGAUGAGAUUCCUGGAGCUUGUGACAAGAUGCGGAGCCAUGGUUUUUUACUGUUAGCAAGGCUUUACAUUGACUAUGGUCUUCUUCAACUAGCUGAGAGCUCAGCACAGCAAGCAUGUCUGCAGGUGUCAUCCUCAGUCACUGAUUGUUUCUGCAGCGUCUCUUUGCUGUUAGAGAAUAGUCAGGAACUGCAUGGAGUGGACAUCCCGACACAAGUGGCUCCAUGUUUGACUCGAGCCGCUGCUUUAGAAUCAGCUGACGUGGAGUCCAGCCUUUCACAUGCCUAUGCCUUGUGUCUGUCUUGGCUCUUCCACAAGCAUGGCAUGCCUAAAAGGGCAGUUCAGUACAUGUAUGGUUUCCUCAACCAUUCCUCCGCUUCCACGCUCAGUCAGUCUGAUGUCAGCGCUGCUCUUAUCUGGCUGGCGUGGUUGUAUAUCUGUGACUCGCAACACCACAAUGCUUUGGAUGUGCUGGACUCAGUCCUGUCCUUCCUCCCUGAGCACUGCACAACCCAGCUGGAGGGUGUCAUCUAUAAUAUGCGUGGCAUCACUUUGAGACAUGCUGGAGAUGUAAAACAAGCUGCAGAGAACUUCCAUGCUGCAGUCGAUGUCUGUGAGGAGUUUGAAGACAGGCACAACUGGGCCAUAGCACUGGCCAACUUUGGCUUCUUAAGUCUGCAGGUCAACGCGAAGAGCGUAGCAGAGGAGCAGCUCACCCAGGCAGUAGAGCUGUUCUCUGAACUAGAGGAUAAAGAUGAUGAGUUGAACUUUGUUGUUGUGCUCCUAGAGCUUGGGAAGCUUUAUGUCUCGCGGGGUUUUUGUGAGAAAGGAAAGCUCUGCUAUGAGUGGGCCCUGCUGAUUUCCAUCCUCUAUGAGAACUCAGAGAGCCAACUGCAAGCCACCCGUCACUUGUGCCAGCUAUAUAGUGAAACAUGUCCUGAUGAAGCUCAGUGUAUCAUCUAUAACGAACACCAGCUGAACCUGCUGCACCAAACAGGAGACAGAACCCUGGAGGCAGAGAUAUUGGAGAAGAUCAGCAAGCUGUACCUAAGCCUGGGCACAGAGAAAGCAAAUAGAUGUGCUCUGGACUACACCAAAAGAAGUAUAGGGAUCUGCAUUGACAUGGGGAGGAAGAGGAAAGAGGCUCACGGCUGGCUCCAGGCAGGAAAAAUCUACCACAUCCUCAAACAGACUGAGCUGGUGGAUCUCUAUGUGCAGGUAGCGCAAGACAUUGCUUUAAGCACAGGAGACACGCUAUUCAUUCUGGAGCUGCUGGAGGCGGCAGGGGACGUAUUCCUUAACAGUACACAGGACAGAGAGAAAGCUGUCUGCUUCUACAGGGACCGAGCCCUCCCAAUUGCAAUGAAGACGAGCAGUGUGCGCUGUCAGCUUAGAUUGUGCAAUAAGCUAGCAGAGUUGCUGCUACAGCUGGGACAUUAUGGAGAAGCUCUAGUGUAUGCACAGACUGCAUUAGAGAUCAGCGUCAGUCUGGCUGACCAUUUGAACGAGCGUGUGGCGUUCCAUCGGCUGGCUACACUCUACCACUGCCUGAGUCAGUUUGAGCUGGCUGAGCACCACUUCCUAAAGGCCCUCUCACUCUGUCCCUCGCCCUUACAGUUUGAUGAGGAAGCCCUGUACUAUGUCAAAGUCUAUCAGACACUAGGUGACAUUAUCUUCUAUGAUCUAAAGGACCCAUUUGAUGCAGCAGGUUAUUACCACCUCGCCCUGGCAGCUGCCAUGGACCUUGGUAAUAAGAAGUCUCAGCUUGAGCUGUGCACUCGCCUGGCCACGAUCUAUCACAACUUCCUCAUGGAUCGUGAGCUCUCCCUUCAGUUCUAUCAACGUGCCCGAGCCUUCGCCGCUGAUCUUAAUAUCCGCCGCAUCAACCUUUCGCCAGAUCAGAGUUUCCACACCACAUCCCAAUACAGAAUCACAACCUCGCAGGAGACAAGCUAGACAAUUGAACUGUACUGAGAAAACAGAAACCUAAAACUGCGCUGAAGCACAACACCGUAAUGUUUACAGUCUUCUGACCAAAUGUUUUGUGUAGUGCAUCAUUUGCUUUUAUUUGUGUUGACUGGCUUGCUGGUAGUUGAAGUCAGAAAUCCUAACUGAUUCAACAUUUGCCCUGAUUGCUCAUGUUGCUAAAGGACAAAAUGUAAGUGUAUGUAAUACAUGACUGACUGAAAAAAAAAUCAAUCCACAUUAAGUAGAUUAAUAUAAAACAAUACAGAGUCUUUGUUUAUAUAUAUGUCCAUGAUACUAAUUAGCUAUUAUUUAAUUUAACAAUAAGCCAUUGCAUUGCAACUUCAUUUUGUAAUAUAUAAAAAUACCAGUCUUGAGCUAGAGUUACUAAAUUUCUCAAUUGUCCCAGUGUGUGUGUGUGUGUGUGUGUGUGUGUGUGUGUGUGUGUGUGUGUGUGUGUGUGUGUGUGUUGCCCUGCAAUGGAUCCAGGGUGUAUUUCUGCCUCAUGUCCAGGAUUCCUGGAAUGGGCUCCAGAUUCACCUCAGCCUUGACCAGGAUAAAGCAGUCACUGAAAAAUACCACAUCCUCAAACAGACAGAAAGAAAGAAUAAACCAAUGAAUAUUAAUAGAAACUACAGAAUUAAAGGUGAGGCUUUAACUUUAAGUGUAACCUAAACAUGACUGGGGUAAUAUGCUCUGGUUAACAUACAUCUGGAUUUGACUUUUAAAUGACAACACAGUUUUAUAGAUGGUACUUAUGUAACACCCAUAUGAUAGAUCAGUAUCAAGUGCAAAUCCUAGGCCCUUGGGAGCAUCCAAACAUUUCACUCGCACACAAAAAACAAAACAUGAAAAUCACCAACUUUGUUUCUAGCAGAUUUAGUACCCAAUGAAAAUCCUUACAUUUUAACAGUAUUUAAAAUCAUUUUU
Molecule: messenger RNA, 5423 nt
Organism: Ictalurus punctatus (channel catfish)
Lineage: Eukaryota; Metazoa; Chordata; Actinopteri; Siluriformes; Ictaluridae
Product: SH3 domain and tetratricopeptide repeat-containing protein 1
Exons: 18
Coding region: 501-4484 (1327 amino acids)
Molecular function (GO): protein binding
Source: RefSeq, a predicted model, not a curated record